Molecule: messenger RNA, 11052 nt
Organism: Meriones unguiculatus (Mongolian gerbil)
Lineage: Eukaryota; Metazoa; Chordata; Mammalia; Rodentia; Muridae
Gene: Sytl5
Product: synaptotagmin like 5
Exons: 20
Coding region: 774-3032 (752 amino acids)
Biological process (GO): intracellular protein transport; exocytosis
Cellular component (GO): exocytic vesicle; plasma membrane
Molecular function (GO): small GTPase binding; neurexin family protein binding; phospholipid binding
Source: RefSeq, a predicted model, not a curated record
UGUGGGUAGGGGCUGCUGGAGACUGCCUCCCGCGCGGUCCCUCUACCUGCUGGGGGCGGGGAGGAAGAAAGGCGGGCACCAAUCGAGCGCGUGAGUCACUCUUCUCCCUUGGGUUAGGAGCAGGACUUCUCUCCCUUCCCUGGGUCUGCGCGUCGGCUGGCUCCCCGUUCCGCGACUUCCUUGCUUACUCUCCUGGGUGGCGCGACUGCUGCCUGAGGCUGGACCAGUCGCCUUUCCUUAUAGGUGAGGACCAGAUCUCCCCAUGUAGACCAGGUUGGCCACAUGAAGAUUCAGUGCUUCCUGGGAUUAAAGAUAAACUAAGUUUCAAGAGUCAUAUACUUUACUGCAUUUGAGAAGUGAAAGAGGCCUGAAUUCUCAGUGAAAAUUUUCUAAGUACCAGCCAUCUGUGUAUAAGGGUUUUCUACAUUCUGUGCCCAGAGGAAUUGAUUCCAUUUCUGAAGCUUUCUGAGAGAUCAAAGUUCAGCAUCAUUAGUGAGUCUUAGCUACAGAUGGUAGAGCACAGCAUCUGGAGAGAAUUAUUUUUCAAUUCAAACAAGAAUGAUGUUCAUGGAUUGUAAUCUCAAUAAGACAUAUCUCUGUAAUAUGAAAGACUACCCAACAUUUGUCAGCAAAUCUGCAGAGACCUUGUAAAAACCCUUUAAGCUGAACAGCUGGGACACUAGGUUGGCUAGAGGGAACCUUAACAAUACUAAAUAUCUAUUUACCUUCUGGACAAUUCAUGUGCUGCCACACAGAGCUGCUGCUGAAAUACCAUGUCUAAGAACUCGGAGUUCAUCAAUCUAUCAUUUUUAUUAGAUCAUGAGAAGGAAAUGAUCCUGGGAGUCUUAAAGAGAGAUGAAUAUUUGAAAAAAGUAGAAGACAAGAGAAUAAGGAAGCUGAAAAAUGAAAUUUUAGAAGCAAAGAGAAGAAGUGGAAAGACUCAAGAGACCAGUAGAGUUUGUGUUCAUUGUCAGAAGAACCUUGGACUCAUCUUUGACAGGGGAGAUCCAUGCCAAGCCUGCUCACUCAGAGUGUGCAGUGAGUGUCGAGUCACGGGACUUGGUGGCAGCUGGAAGUGCACUAUCUGUGCCAAAGUCGAGCAGCUGAAGUUUAUAAGUGGAGAAUGGUUUUUUGAAGAAAAGUCAAAGCGUUUCAAGCACGUCAAUGUUCUCGGCACUGAUGUUGUGCGACAGUCAAUUUUAAGAAGUCCAGGGUCUGGAGAAAUACAAAGCCAAGAGCAAGCUCACCAAGAUGUAGACAAGUCAGAUACUUCAUCUUCCAUCAAGCAGAAGGCCACCCAUGAUGGACACAAGAGGAAAGGUUUUCUUCUUAGCAAGUUCAGAUCAGCAACCCGAGGAGAAAUCAGAACUCCAAAACCUGAAAGUGGGAGGAGCUAUAGCUUGGACUUAGACAUUCAAAAUCUUCAGAGUGUCAAGUCAGCCCCUGGUUCAGACAGGGGAAGCAUCACUUCAUCAGAUCUCAUUAACCAGGAGGGUGGACAAGGAACACCGAAAAGCAAAUACAGCAAUGGUGGAAUCCCAGGCACUCAGAGAUCACCAGCCCCAAGUGCUAGAAGUGUGACCUCCAUCAGCAGUAGAGAACGUGGUUUUGAAAAUACCAUGGCUUUGGCUGCCAUUGAAAGCACCUCUGAGGAGCUCACAAAGGGUCAUCGCAGAAAGACAUCUGGUACACCUUCCAUAGCAGUGUCUGGUACCUCUCUUUCAUCAGACCGGAGUCGAUCUGAGUUAGAUUUGAGUGAGUCAUUUGUGGAAGACUUAGAGGAUACUUCAAGCAUAAGAAGCAGAUCUGUCCCUGGAGCAUUAGACAAAGACUUGAACUCCUUAGAAGAGACAGAAGAUGGAGUUGAUGAAUUAGUGUCCUCUGGGUUUUCUGCAAAUACCUACAGUCUGGCAAGUGGCCUGUCAACUAACUCUCAAGCAGGAUCUGAUAGGAAGAGGAGCUACCUAAAUGUCCCUGAUGCCGAUUCAGACACCACCAGCCUUAACAGCAUGAUGAGUGUUUACAGUGAAACAGGAGACUAUGGCAACGUGAAGGUCACUGGUGAAAUUCUUCUCCACAUCAGCUACUGCUACAAAACUGGUGGGCUAUAUAUUUUUGUCAAGAGUUGCAGAAACCUGGCCAUAGGAGAUGAAAAGAAACAGAGGACAGAUGCUUAUGUCAAGUCAUACCUUCUUCCAGACAAGUCCCGAAACAAUAAGCGCAAGACCAAAAUCAGAACAGGUACCAAUCCAGAAUUCAACGAAACAUUAAAGUAUACCAUCAGCCACACCCAGCUGGAAACAAGAACCCUACAGCUCUCAGUCUGGCAUUAUGAUCGGUUUGGACGCAACAGUUUCCUUGGAGAGGUGGAGAUUGCUUUUGACUCAUGGAACUUUGAAAAUCCAUGUGAUGAGUGGUUUGUGCUUCAGCCCAAGGUGGAGCUGGCUCCUGAUAUUAGCCUUCAAUACAAAGGAGAGCUAACAGUUGUUUUACGUUACAUUCCUCCAGAGGAGAGCCCUAUAUUCCCAGUAGAACAACUUCAAGGAAAAAAGACCUUUAGGAAGGGAAAGAAGAAGGAGUCUUCUGCCAUUUCUGGGGGACUACUUGAAGUGUUCAUCAAAGAAGCAAAGAAUCUGACAGCAGUAAAGUCAGGAGGCACUUCCGACAGCUUCGUGAAAGGCUACCUGCUUCCUGAUGAUAACAAAGCCACCAAGCACAAAACUGCUGUUGUAAAAAAGAGUGUUAAUCCUCAAUGGAAUCAUACAUUUAUAUUCAGUGGCCUGUAUCCUCGAGAUAUAAAGAAUGUUUGCCUAGAACUCACUGUCUGGGACAAGGAGGCCUUUUCCAGCAACAUCUUUCUGGGAGGUGUCCGUUUAAAUUCUGGAAGUGGUAUGAGCCACGGGAAGACUGUGGACUGGAUGGACUCUCGUGGGGAAGAACAAAGCCUUUGGCAGAAGAUGCUUGACAACCCUGGAAUGCCUGUAGAGGGAGUUCUCAUGCUUCGGUCCAGCAUGGCAAAAUGUAGGCUCUGAAGGGACCAACUGCAAGAACUAUAUCUCUGAAUGUCAGCUGUUUCCUCUCAGCAAAGGACUGGGACCUUGAAUUCUGUUUUCCUGCCAUUUCUCACCUAAGGGUAUUUGGACAUGGGAAAUAUGUCAGUAUGAUGAACAUUUAGGAUCUUGCUGAUUGAUAAUACACACACACACACACACACACACACCAUUCUAUAUAUUCACCUACACAGGACUCCCUUAUUAGACAAUAGAAAAUGUACCACACCAUUUUGCCAACAAUCAAACUGUGCAACGGCUCAUAGGCUUUGUGUUGAUAAAAAUAACACAAGCUUAUUGGAAUGUAUUUUAGAUUAGGAGUCUCCAGACUUUUUCCAACUGAGUUACUUAAAGUUUCUUCAGUUUGAGGAGAGAAGGUAAUGCAAAGAAGGUAGAUUGUUCGAAGAAUAACAAAGAGAAAUACUGGCCAUCUUUUUCUUAUCCUAGGAUUACCUGUGAUAUAAAACAGGCAUCCAAUGGAUGGUUCAUGGGACAGGAUAGAACACUAUUAUAAUGGCAAACUUUAGGAUGAAUAGAGUGUUUCAAGAUGUACUGGUGGGACGUUGGUAAUUACAAAACUCAUGAUGUAAUUCAGCCUUCUUUUGAAGGUGAAGAUAGUUAAAUGGUUACACAUGAUCACACACACAUACACAAUAACACACACACACACACACAAAACACACAGAAACAAACCAGAAUGUGUGUAGAAAAACGGAAUAUACUUUUUCUUGAUGGCAAUCUAGCAAUUAGAGAACUCUUACAAAAAUAUUUUGUCAAAUAUUUUAAGCCAUUAAGUAAAACGAAAUGAGAAAUAAGGGCCAAUCAAUUCGUCUUUCUACAUUUCAUUCACUAGAGAGACUAGUUAAGUGAAAAGGGAGAUACUCUGCUGUCUGUCUCCUGUCAGGACUCCGUAUUCUCUUUCACUUUCCUCAAGUUCUUAGUAUUUUCUUACACUAUUAUAAUAGACACCCCAAAAGUCUUAAAAUGAAAAUCAAUUUUCUCUUGCCUAGGAAGGUUGCCUAAGAAAGCUCUGCUUCCUGUUAAUAGGCCUGAGGAUCUAAAUCAGAUGCUUCUAGCUCAUCCUCAUUAGACCAAACAAAUAGCCUGAGUAUGGUGAUGGCUGAGGUAUAAUUGCAUGAGUCUCACUGAUCAAUCACCUAAGUGUGUUAUGUCUCAUUGGCCAAAAGGAAGACUUAUUGCUAAGUCACAAGUUAUUUUAAAAAGGAACUAUACCUUGCCCACAGUGAUGCCAAGACAAAAGUGAAGGUGUGAGAAAGGAUGGUGAAACAGAGGCCAGUAGUUGAACUCUGUUAUAAGUCCUGUCACUUUGGUACCUAAGCUACCAAAUUUAGAUACAAAGUCAGUUAAAUCCAGAAUGGAUGCUAAGCUUGGUUGCUUAGUUUGUGAGAUCCAGCCCUGGGGUCGAAAGAGCUGAAAUGACUUGUCCAAGAUCAUGUAGAGGCUGUGACUGAAUCUGGACUUAAGCUUCUAGACAACUUUGACAUGACUCUGUACCUAUCAAGGUGGAUUAUUUAAACAUUAAACAUACAUGCUCCAUGCCAGAUGUAAUGGGUUGCACUUGUAAACUCAGCACUUUAGAGGAAGAGGUAGAGGAUUGGGAGUUCAAGGUGAGACUAAGAUACAAAGAGAAUUUUAGGCUGUCCCGGACUAUGUAGCCAACACCCUAUCUCAAUGACACUCCAUGCACCAAAAAUAUACAUAGUCCAGAUAUGUUCUGGAGUCAGAUUCAAACCCCAAUUGGUCUUCAUUUGAAUACAUGAAAACCUCUUAAAAUGUAACAAAUGAAUGUCAUGGAAGAAUGAAACCAUGUUCAGGUUCAUCAUACAUAGUUAUUAUGGUAUACCAGAGAGUGCCCAGGCUAUUUAUGUCUUAAUCACAAUUCCAUCUUUACAUUCAUUCUCAUGGAAAAUCCCCUUUCUUGAAGAUUUAUUUCUAUAAUUUUAUUUAAUGAUGACAGCUCAGAUCUAACUGCCAGUAUGACAUCUCCAUCAGGAUAGCUUCUUUGAACUUAUAUUCAAACUAAGCACUCUACUAUCAUUCUUGUUUCCAACUCCUCCUAUUUUAGCCCAUUCUACUCUAGUUCUUAGGAGCAUCCAUCCUCUAACCAAUGACAGCAACCAGGCACCAGGUAAUGAUUUGUAUUUCUUGCUUCUCCUUUGCUCUGAGGUAAAAUCAGUCAGGGAAUCAUACUGUGUCUAUUUAAGUUUCCUUAUCUCCAUGAUACCACCCAAGUCCAAACUAGGAUCACUAAUUUUCAUGACUAUUUCAGGAGUCUCCUAACUCUAACCAUGUUACAUUAUUUAUUUAUUUAUGUAUUGUGUAUAUAUAUAUAUAUAUAUGAUGUGUGUUCCAUGUGCAUGUAGAGUCAGAGAACAGCUCUGUGGAGUCGAUACUCUCUUUUCACCUUUACAUGGAAUCUGGGGAUUGAAGCUAGGUAGUUAGUCUUUUGCUGCAAGUAUAUUACCAGAUGAGGCAUCUCUCUGGCUGUUGCCUUUACAAUCAUUCUUGUUCUCCAUCAUUUCAAACUAUAAACAUAGUGAUUAAUCUCAAAAUGGCAUGUUAAAUGUCAGAAUAUACAGAAAAUUGAAAGGACUUUAUAGUAAACAUUCUUAUGCCAAUAACCUAAAUUAACCAUCUAGCAUGUGCACAUGAAUGUAAUUGUCUGUCUUUAUAGAGGUUAUGUCUGUCCAUCACCAAAGUGAUCUAUACAACUUUCCUCAGGCUUUCAAAAUAAAAUACAAAUUAUUGUGUAUGGCCCAGCAUAAGAAGGCCUUUUCUCUAGUGUAUCCUAAGCUGUGCCUCAACCCCUGUCCUCCCUUUCUCUUCAGUCACCUUAUAUGCUUUUCUUGUCUUCAUCGGUACAAUCUUCAUGAAACACCCAGAUCUUAAAUGCUACUUCCUCUGGAAAACUUUCUUGAUCCUGUUCUGAACUAGGCCAUGGAAGCCUACCUUUAUUUCCACUCCACUUCAGUCAACACAAUUAUAAUAAAUUAUUCAUGUAAUGAGCCUUUUGAUGCCAUAUUUGUUGUCUCCCCUCCAUGUAACAUUCACAUGGGCUGAGACAAUGCGUUUUCACAUCUAUAUCCCCAGUGCUUCGCUUAGAGUAGCGUAUCAAAACUAUUUGUGAAAUAAGUCAAAAGAAAACAAAAAUAACACCCUAUAACCUUACAUUAGUAAGCAUUUUUAAAAGCCACCAUUUCAAAGUAAAAGGGGAGGAGGAAAUAGAGCAAGGGUGGAUAGAGGCUUGCAUAUCUUUUUUUUUAUACUUGAGACAUUGUUUACCAAAAUAGUUAGAAAACAGAUAAUAAUUCAGAAAAGAAUAAAAUCCAUCUUUCCUUUUCUUUUUUAAUUCUUUGUGAAUCCCACUCAGCAGCAUCUGCCCUUGCACGUUUCCCACCAAAAUAAAAUAAAAAACAAAACAACAAACAAGCAAACAAAAACAAAACAAAGCAUAGGAAACACAUCAUCAUGAAAGCUGUAGUUUGUCACAGUGUAUUCCACCAUGUACCCUUUUGUCUAUACAUGCAAAUGAUCAUUGCAGUGAGUUGUUCAUUGGUCUGGUUCAAGUCCUCUGGUUUCUGGUACACCAUCAAUUAAAGAUCCUCACCGAGACUUCUCUCAGCCAUCUUGUUGUUGCCCUGUGUCAUGGAGAUGCUACAGCUUUUGGUCAGUAGGACCAGCCUCUUCAUGUGCUCCAGCAGUUCAUAGAUGAAGGAGAUGUUGGGGUGAGCCAACUCAAAGCCUUGGAUCUUGGCCUAGGUGGUAGCUGAGUUGGUCAACCUGCCAGCGAUCCUUCAUCCACAGCACCAGGGUGAGCUCUCUAGCACUGCCCUGGCUAGCUAACACAGGGACCAGGGUCAGAUCUACUGUAGUGCCCAGUCAAGGUACAGGCCCGCUCUGCUCUCCCAAGUGUUGCAUCUGGGGAGGGGCGAGGCUUGUAUAUCUUAACUAAGGGUUUGGUCAUUGACUGAAUAAAAUGAAGUCUACUGAAAGUUUUGAACUGAAGAAUGACAAAAUAGUAUACAUCUUAACACUAUCUCUCUUACUGCUGUAUACAGUAUAUGGUGAAGAGACAGCAACCUGCAACGCUGAGGCUAUUUUCUACUACAAGUAACAAAAUAAAAAUCUAAAAGUUAUAGAAGAGUGUAGCUGGAAAGUUAUCCAGUAGCCUAGAAAAUACGUGUUUUUGUUUGUUUGUUUAGUUUGCACAGCUGUGUUCUUCAGAUUAGGUCAAUCCUGGAUUAAGACUACUGAUUUUUCAUAACUUUUAUAGUCACAAUGCUGAUGAUUAUUAGAUAUGGCUGAAUGAACGUUGUAGAAGGGAGAGAAUUUUGGCAAACUAAGAGUAACUGACAGGGAGACAUUACUAAAGUUGGUGAACUGUGUCAAUGCUUUUUAGGAAAUCUGUGGAGACUAAAAAUCAAAUUUAAGUUUUCAUAUAUGUUAUUCCUUAUUGUUAGUCAAUGAAAUCAAUAAAUUAUUUCAUGAACAUAAAAAAGAUCACCACGGAUAUGACAAAUAGGUUAAUUUGAGAAGUGCUAUAUUUAGAAGACAGACUCUACUUACUAUUACAGAAUAUGUUCAAAUAUGCUGAAGAUAAAAAUCUAUUGUCAGUUUUUUAAUAUGAUCAAAUCGAGGAAACUGCUAGUGAUCCAAAAACCCAACUUUUCUAUCUUUAGAAAAGAUAGGUCUUCUCCUUAGAUCUUCUCCUCCACUAAAAGCCAUCUUCUUCUAUGGCCCAUCCAUUCCCCCCAUGACAUAUGGAGGAAAUAUGCCUUUCUCACAGGAAUCCUUUCAAUGUUCUUAAUCUAUAUAAACAAAUUCACCAUUCUGUCAAAACACACUCCAUGGAAACACAAGCUAAUGUGUCACCAUGAGUAAAGCAUAUAUUCCCUUUCACUUUCGUGACUUUACUAGAAUUCAUCAACUUAUGUUGGAGAAGGAUCCUUUAAAAAGUGAAACUGCGUAGAUAAUUGCUAUAGCCUGUCAAUGCCAAAAGGCUCAUAUUUUUAUCCAAUAUUUUAACACAAAAGAAAGUUUUCUGUGUUUUCCUUUUUCUCUGAGGCCAGAAUUAACACACAUAAUUAAAGCAAAAUUUAAAUCACUGGGUAGGAGGUCAGAGAACUAGAUACCUGUUUAAAUCAGAAGAGUACAUCCUUGUCUCUGUUGUUAAAUAUAGUUAAGCAGAGCUGGGUACAGUGGUGCAUACUUUUAAUCUCAGCACUUGGGAGGCAGAGGUAGAUGGACCUCUGUGAGUCUGAGGUCUACAGACUGAUAUCCAGGACAACCAAAGCUACACAGAGAAACCAUGUCUUGAAACACCAAAAGAAUAUUUGGAAAGCCACAAAGGGAAUCUGAUUAUACUUGCUAAAUAUUUUACUUACCAAUUUCAUAUUUUGAUACCAUAAAUUUCGAACUUGUUCAUGAAAAUUGAUGAACCACAGCACUGAAGUUUCAUUCCCAAUUAUUUUCUUUUAGAAACAAGUAAGGAAGGUAGCCAUUCUAUCACAAAACAGUCUUAUGAAACACUCAGAGCUGGAAAUAUGAUUGAGAACUGCAAAUAUGUUUUCUCUUCAUAAAUGGAUAUUUUAAAAGAGAGAUUAUUGAUUUUCAAUUGGCAUAGAGAAAGGGACAUCUAGACUCCUUUUCUUUCUUUUUCUGGUGCCCCUUGAAUUGAUGGCAUACAUACCAGAGGCUUAGGAGCGCCCUUCUUUUUUGCACAUGGGUUUCUGGAAAUAUCAUUAUUCAAUUUAAACUCUUUCCUGUCACCUCAGAACCCAAGUUAACAUUAUUUACUUGCAAAACAUCUGAAUGAUCAGAAGCAUGUGAAGAGGCAAGUUAUCUUGGCAGCUUCCCAAAGUCCUAAGAGGCACUGAAAUAUAUGCAUAAAAGGCAUUGGAAAUAUAAUGAAGUGGGGAACUGCUCUCGGGAAGAAUAUGGUAUUAACAGAAAAAAAAAUAGCUGCUUGAAUAUAUAGAUGAGGUAGAGAUCCUGACACUGAAGAGCAAUUCAUGGGUGAUAAAUUUCUUUUUAAGGGCAGUUUUCUAAAAGACUCGGGAAGGUGCAGUUGUUGCUGAAUAAUAACAUUAUACCAGUUUGGGCCAGACAUAAAUUCUGAAUAACAAAGGGGAAAGAGGAAUUUGCCUUACCGGAGGAAUUUCUUUGUAUCUCUUCCAUAAGCAACGUGUGCCUCAAUAAAAAUGUUAUACAAAUAGGUAAGGAGGAUAUCAAAGACAUAAAAUGGUGGAGGACCAUUGUAACCCUGUCUACUCAAGAUGCUUUGGCAGGAAGAUCACAAGCUAGGGGCUAGUCUGAGCAACUUAGAAAGAUCUUGUCCCAGAAAAAAAAAUUAAGACUUGAGCUGGAGCUCAAUGUCAGAGCACUUGUCUCACAUGUAUGAGACCUUGGGUUCAGUCUUCAUUAUCAACAUUAAAUUGCAUUAAGUUUAUCUGAGAAAUUCAUCAUGCCAUCAGCUCAGGUAAUGGCCCAGCUCUGUGACUGUAGUGGGUCUCCCAUUCCUGGAAUAAGAUUGCAUUUGUGAGCAAGCCUAGGUUUUCUCUGGGACUUACAGAUUGGUCUAGGGGUUUAGUGUGUUACACAAGAAAAGCACAUUUUUAAUGUCUCAUGAGGAUUUUUAAAUCACUGAGCUACAGAGUAAGGGCUCUUCAGGAAAAAGUAAAGGGGUAAUUUUCCCCUUCACAGAUGGAAUCAUCUAUACAUAUGUUCAUUCACUUACCAAGGUAGUCUCCUAAACUUUCUUUUUCUGCUAAGAAGUUGUCCUAUUUUGCUUGUUUCUUGUUAAUAGAUUUUACUGCUUAGAGAAAAACUGGGUUUACAGAAAAAACUGAGUAGAAGCUUCAGAGAGUUUUAAUAUACGAUUUAUCUCCACAGUUCCUCCUGAUUAAUCCUUUGAAUCAGUGUUGCAUAUUCAUUAGAACUGAUGAUAGAUACAAUAUUUGCACACUAUUUUUAACUAAACAUGAUACUUUAUAGUAAGGUCCACGUUUUGUGAUUUAGAGUACUGCUUGUCUUGACAAAUACAUAAACAAAAUAAAUAUUCUUAAUAGACUUGCUGCUUUUUGCUUAGCAAUAUGCAUUUAAGGUUUCUUUCAUGUCUUUUGUGAUGUGAUAGUUUAAUGUUUCCUGUGGUAAGCACCCUUAAUAUGAUGUCAAUCUUUUUCACAAAAUUUUAAGUGUUCUAUAUACGUAUAGGUAUAUAUGUUUGUUUUAAAGUAUUAGGAAAAAAGUAUACAACACUGAGAAAUAAAUGUUUUAAUCUCAAGAGAUGAUAGAAAGUCUGCAUUCAUUUGCCUAUUUUGUUGUUGUUGGCUACAAAGUUCCUAUUUGCUUACCUUAACAUGUUUAGUACAAAAUUAGUAAUAAUAAUAUGGAAAUGUUUAACAUGUUUACUUCUAAGCUUCUGAAUGGAAUAUUUAUGCUAGAAUAAAACUGCAUGCCAUUUUGUAUGUGAUGCAAAUUAUGAUGUCUUGUUCAUUAAAUUCACUUUCCUAGUAUUUAUACCAUAUUGUCUUCCCAGUUAUUCUGAGCUCUGGAAGAUGGAUUAUAUGUUCUUGGAGAUUGAUUAUGUGCCAUCUAGUCUUACUGUUUUUACACUUAUUUUUCUCUGAAGAUGUGAACAUUUUCUGAGCUGACAUGGAAUAGAUAAAUGUGUAAUUUCCAUCUUAAAGUUAAAAGUGGUGCUGAACAAUUCUCCAUUAUUAGCUAUUGCAUCUACCCCUCAAUUUGGUGUUUGCUCACUUAUCUAGAUUCUGGCAUUUGCAAUCACUUUGUCCUCUCCUCAAUCAAUGAAAGUUCAACCUGCAAUACGGUGUAUAAAAAAUAAUCAAGGUCUUCACAAACAUAAGACAGGUGAUGUAGCCCUAAGGUUGGAAAGUAGAGACAUGUUACUUUUCCUAUGGUGUGAAUGUAUCACAUACUUAGACUCAAAGAAUAUCUUAAAAGCCUUUGGCAAAGGAACUUA